This is a messenger RNA of Desarmillaria tabescens, 207 nucleotides long. RefSeq lists its product as uncharacterized. The record is from RefSeq and is a predicted model, not a curated record. The coding region runs from base 1 to 207 and encodes 68 amino acids. The transcript has 2 exons. NCBI's taxonomy places the organism in Eukaryota, Fungi, Basidiomycota, Agaricomycetes, Agaricales, Physalacriaceae.
AUGGCCAGCAUUCAUCCUCCCACGACUAUCGACGAGUUUACUCGCAUCUGGACUGCCAACGUCCACUGGCGGCUGUAUGAGCAGUGUGGCGUCUGGGAUCCACAGACAAGGGGCGUCCAGGUCUGGGUGUGCAUACGCGAACACCACUCGACGCAGGGAACAGAGCCGCCCAACACAUCCUUCUGGCAAUACCUCGGUCGGGGCUAG